Molecule: messenger RNA, 366 nt
Organism: Diaporthe citri
Lineage: Eukaryota; Fungi; Ascomycota; Sordariomycetes; Diaporthales; Diaporthaceae
Exons: 2
Coding region: 1-366 (121 amino acids)
Source: RefSeq, a predicted model, not a curated record
AUGCGUGCCACUACCACCAUCCUCUUCAUCGCCGGCCUCGUCAGCACCGCCUUCGCCGCUGACACCAUUUACUUCUCGGACGAGACCUGCGAUACCGAGAUCGGCAGCGAGGGCUUCAGCCUCCUCGCCACCGGCGACAAGCCGCUCAAGGAAGGGGCCAAGGCGGUCAAGGUCACCAGCCUCACUGACACCUGGUUCGCCUACCAGGGCAACGAGGGCGGCAAGUGCAAGGGCGACCUCAUCAUCCGGCUGGACGAGGGGGACGAGCCGGAAAACUGCUACAAGGUGGCCGAGCUCGGCAUCGGUUGCACACGGCUGUGCGCAAACGCCCUUGGCGGCGGCGAGUGCGCCUCCAAGACUGCCUGA